Ctenopharyngodon idella (grass carp) is the source of this 8172-nucleotide messenger RNA. RefSeq names its product plakophilin-4-like. The transcript has 18 exons. NCBI's taxonomy places the organism in Eukaryota, Metazoa, Chordata, Actinopteri, Cypriniformes, Xenocyprididae. The coding region runs from base 3988 to 6891 and encodes 967 amino acids. Gene Ontology annotation, biological process: cell-cell junction assembly; cell-cell adhesion. Gene Ontology annotation, cellular component: adherens junction; cytoplasm; plasma membrane. Gene Ontology annotation, molecular function: cadherin binding. The record is from RefSeq and is a predicted model, not a curated record.
CCACAGUUCUACCCAGAUGAACUCUUACUCUGAUAGUGGUUAUCAAGAUACUGUCAGUUACUACAGCAGUCGGACACGGGGCAAGUGUCAGCUGAGACUACAAAACUCAUUCCCUGGUUCAGGGGGAAGUUCCACACAGCAAAGAAACUCCAGGGCAGAGGGCCAGGCUGCAGGACAGUGUCUACAGAUCACCUCAAAGUAGCAUGGGAAAAUGAUACCGGAAUUAAUAUCUCAAAUGAGAUUUGGGAAGAAGGACUGAAACAAAUUCAUACCUGCUCUAUUAAUGCUAGAUUACAACUUAUACAGUUUAAAGUAUUGCAUAUGUUACACUAUACCAAAACUAAACUCAAUAAAAUUUACCCUUCAGUUUUUUUUUUUGAGGGUUUUUUUUUGUGUAUAAUAUAUUUUUGUAUACAUUGAGACUUUCAUCUGUUUUAUGUUUAUAUAAAAACUUAUAAAUAAAAUUAUUUUAAAAAAAAAAGUUAUCACAUUUACAUGAAUUGUGGGUGUUCUAAAGUAUAACUGGUCACAAGUAGCAUGUAUAGACAUGAUAUAAAAUUUAUGCAGUUGAAAGAUGUUUGAUAAGUCUGUUUCAAAUUUUUUGAAAAAAUUUGAUGCAGUUUUAGUUGUAGAAACAGUCUUUGUUGGUUUUUCUGUAAAGUUAGGUCUCUCAGAGAAACAGGCCUGCAUUGUCUCUCUGUCUGUUUUGAUCUGGAGAUCAAAGACUCUUUAUCUUCUGGUGACCAUUGUUUGCUACAACUAUCUUAAGUUUGUCACCUCUCCUUCAGUCAGGAAGCAUGGGUGCCAUAAAAGUACGUAGCAGGGGUUUGUUCUGUAGACAGACUGGAGCCGAAAAUUAGAAACUCUGAGCUUAGGUUUCUGGAAUUAUGUUUUGAAAGAAUCAUCUGAAUGAUUCAUUUGUCUGGUUCGUCAACGGUUGCUACAAUAAAUAUUCUCUUUAUUAACACAUGUUCUUUAAAACCCUAUUUAAAAUAUCCACCUUCACGCAGGAAAGGAACAAAAUAAUCAAAAAGAAUAAAGGGUCCUUAAAGGUCCAACUUUAUAUUAGGUGGCCUUAACUACUAUGCACUUACAUUUAAAUUAAUUAUUUGAUACAGUGCACUUAUUGUGUACACGUUUUUACAUUGUACUUAUAUUUGAAAAAAUACCUGCAUGUAAUUACAUCUGUAAUACAUUUCUGUAAUUACAUUUAUAAUUAAAGCUGCAAGCAGUGAUGAAAGGGCCCUCGCACUUUAGGAAAACAGUGAACAGUGGGCGUUAAUCGCAUACUUUAGCACUUAGCCAAGUGUUGCAUGAUUAAAUGUGUUUCUAGCAUGUUUAGUACUUCAUGGCAUCUUUAAAUGUGUUUCAGGGAAUGAAUUACAGUGUGAAGCAUGCCAUUUCCUGUUGCCAACAGGUGGCGCUAUGACUAACUGAAUAUUUGCAUGUAGAUGUCUUCAGGCCAGUUUGGGGUAGGUUGGACAUUGUAUGCCUGACUUACAACAGCUUCCUUUUUCAUACCAAAACAUCAGACUUUGUGAGGCCGCCACGGACACGUGACAUAUAUCUGAUUAAAGCUCUAGGAGAAGUUUGUUAAAUUACAACGUAUGGAAAUGGAAAAAAUUCAAAAUUCAGUUAAUUCAAAAUAACUGACUUCCUGUUCAGUUUCAGAUUUUGCUCCAAGAGAUUUUUUUUUUUAGGUAUUGGGCUGUAACAUGUGUGUACCAAAUUUCAUACUUAUAUAUAUGUGAAACAUAUAGGCACUUCGUUGAAAAUAUAUAAGUGGCGCUAUUGAGCCAUUUUGCCACACCCAAUUCUGAAACACAUAUCAGACGUAAAUUUUCACCACUUCUGAUGCGUGUGCAAAGUUUCAUGAGUUUUUGAGCAUGUUUAGGCCCUCAAAAAUGCGAUUCAUUUUGAAGAAGAAGAAACCUGUCCCUAACUUUACCCAUAUCCCACCUCAAUUUGCAAUACAAUAUGAACAUAAUAAGUACAUUGUACUUAUUUUUUGAUGUAAGUACACAGUAGUUAAGGCCACCUAAUAAAAAGUGGGGCCAAAUAAAGAAAAUCUACCCAAAAUAUUCAACUCCAAAUGAUAGAGCAAUUAACUCAACACAGUGAGACACAUUAAAUCAAAACCAUAGCAAUUUGUUAAAACACCAGUAUUACACUUCGGCUGCUCUGGUUGCCGGGAUUCUUGGGAGCGCUCACAAUCCUAUCUUUCAUCAGUGCCGUAUUACUGUGGUGUCUUCACUGCAUUUUUGUUUGGUGCAUCACUGUUCCAUGUAUGUUUCUCUUAAAUAUCCGCAUAGUUAAUUUAAACUGUCAAAUAUACAAGGUUCUGUCAAAAAUACACACAGUUCACAUAAACACAGUCAGUUAUGUCUGUGAACGUAAAUAGCAGGCAACGUUACAGAAAUCAUAUGUGUAUAUUCAUAUGUGAUCAUAUGUGAUCUGUGGUGCAUUCCCUCCAAAAAUAAAACUAAUCCACUGCAUUCAGCGGCUCAGAUGUCAGUAAAUGAAGACUGUUAUGUUCACUCUUACAUCCAACAACAAAACAUCUCAAUUACUUACUAGACAUUGUUGUCGCUACAGCUGCUCGAGCGCGGAGAAAAUGGUGGACAGCGUACAGCUCGCUGAGGGCAGAAACUAUGGUAAUACAGGACUGUCAGUCAGUGGCUGUGGGCGGGGCAUGAGGAAUGUGAUGUCACAUUUCUCAGAGAAUCAAAACAGCUUGUCUAAUGAGACUGCUUUGGUUUAAUGGGGAUUUUAAAAAAGGAGUGGGUGGAUUUUUAUCAUUGUAGGGUGGUUGUGUUCACACACUGCCAACACACAUUUAUAUUCAAACACCUUGUAAAAGUGGAUUUAGCAUAAUAGGUGACCUUUAAGUUUCUGCCUGUAGGCUAGGAUGAACCAAACAGUGAUCAGAGAGUCCCAAAGCUGCUAGGGGACCGAGUGCUACGCAUUCAUGAAGCAAAGAGUAGCAGAGUUUGAGAAGUCUUCGUUUGUGCAGGUGAGGAGUAAUAGUUCAUCUAUUUUGUUUGUAAGUGAGCUGAGAUUCACCAGAUAAAUAUUCGGCAGCGGGGUCCUAAACCCGCAUUGUCGGAAUUUCACCAGCGUGCUUCCCUCAUUUGCGUCUGUUGGAGCACUUGUAUAAGAUCACAGCUCCUCCGAUUAGAAUGUCCAGUAAAAAGUCUGAAUGCUCAAAAGUUGGCAAAAAGUUUGGUGUGUAUGUCUGAUGUCUAGAAGUUUGUCUCUAGUAAAACUAAUCAGAAAAAAGGUUACUUAAAAGUUAAUACUUAAUAAUACUUAAAAGUAUUAUUAUUAUUAUUAUUAUUAUUAUUAUUAUUUCAGGAAGCAUUAUAAAAAAAGUAAUUCAUAACCCCUUUAAACUUCUCAACUUCAGCCAAUAUUAUAUUAUCUACAAUAUUUUUCUCAUCGAGGUGAACAGCUGUCUCGUGAUAUCAACACGUGACGUUCCAUUUGGAGCGAUUCACAUUCUCGGACUGGGAAUUAUGCAUUUCUAUGGCAACACAAUCAACACCUAAAUUAAUCUGCAGUGGUCAGAUGGUACAGCUGUCACGUGGUACAAGUAGGAGGUCUCAGAAAUAUCCCAUCACAAGCUAUAAUUAUGAGCUCUACGAGGAAGUGAACACUUUUGUGAACAGUUUAAAUCUCCUAAUUACGGUAAUUACAGUAUACAACAUGUAUACAGCAUGUUGUGAAUGCAUCUAAACUCCUUGGGUGCUUCUCAGUACUCAAAUUGAUGCUUCCUCUUUUCUUCCCUCCUCCAUCCACCAGCCCGUGACCUGGAAACUGAUUGAACUCAGUCAUCAUGAGGGGCAUCACAAUUCUCUAAUUGCACUGCAAGGAGGCAUGGAACAAGGGCCGAGGAAACCCAGGUGUGUCCUUCUCUCGCAUCCUAAGGGGUGGAGCUAAGACACAAGGAAAGGAAGCAAUGAAAGGAAACGAGGAAAGGAAACGAGGAUGCACAAAUUAAAAAUGAGAAGCACCCCAUCACCUACAUAUGCUGCAUCAGGAGUGAUGGACGGGGCUAAACCAGGUCUACGAGUUGGUUCGAUGCCCAUUCGUACUCAAAUGCUGUAUGAAAGCAGCGUCUCUCCAUCUCGGGGGUCCCUUCAGACCAUAGUAAGCUCCUAUGGGUUGCCCAUCAUGACAGAACCCAAACCUAUGCUCUCCAUUUUCACAAGCACUACACUAUCUGGAGUCCCACAGAAGAACUCUCCUGCCACCCUGCAUAGAAUGGGCUCCUCUAACUCCCACUCGGGCAGUGCAAGCCGCACCAUGUCACCCUAUUCCAGAGGUGUAGGCUCUGUGAGUGGACACGGGCAGGUCGAGUCUGGGUCACCAGCCAGGCCAGUGAUGACAGCAGUACCACAGCAUCAUGGGUCGAUGAUGUCAAGAACGUUUCUGCAUGACGGAUCUAAACCGUUCAUUACAGACAGCUAUGAGAUCUAUGAGCGGAUAGACCCACGACCAGACAGCUUAACAGGUGUACGAGCAUCUAACACCAGUCAACACAGUCAAAUAUGUGCUGAUAUGAGGUCAGUCACUUCCCCUGACCACCAUAUUGGACUUAUCUAUGAGGGCCGCACCUUCCAGGGACCCCUGUAUCACAGCCUUGGCCAAACAGCUGCAGACCUGAACUACAGCCCGCAGAGUGCUUUCUACGGGUCAUCUGUUGGUAUGAGUAACUUGCAGCGUAAAUCCAGUCAGCGCAGUAACAUGACGUGCCAAAGAAAUAACUAUGCUUUAAACACCAUAUACACACAAGCAUACCAGUCUGCCCCCUGCUGGCCCUCUGAUCCCAGCUACACACGUCAGCCCAUGGAUGAUGAUGCCACACGCUCCCUUUCAAUAGACAGCAUGCAGAAAGAUCCAAGAGAGUUUGCAUGGCGUGACCCAGACCUGUCGGAGGUAAUCCACAUGCUACAGCAUCAGUUUCCAUCUGUGCAGGCUAAUGCAGCGGCAUACCUACAGCACCUGUGCUACAGAGACAACCACAUCAAGACUGAGGUGUGUCGUCUGGGUGGUAUAAAACACCUGGUGGAUUUGUUGGAUCACAAGGUUCUGGAGGUGCAGCGGUAUGCAUGCGGAGCCCUGAGGAACCUUGUUUAUGGCAAAGCCACAGACGAAAACAAGAUUACAGUGAGAAACGCAGAUGGAGUUUCUGCACUGCUCCGUCUGCUCAGAACAACAGUGAACACUGAAGUACGAGAGCUUGUUACAGGUGUGUUGUGGAAUCUGUCUUCGUGUGAUGCAGUGAAGAUGACAAUCAUUCAUGAUGCCUUAAGCAGCAUGACUAACACUGUGAUCAUCCCUCACUCGGGCUGGAGCAGCACUGAUUUCCAUGAUGAGCAGAAACUCAAGUUGCACUCUUCACUCGUGCUCUGCAACACCUCUGGCUGUCUCAGGAACCUGAGUUCAGCUGGAGAAGAAGCCAGGAAAUGUAUGCGCUGCUGUGAGGGACUCGUGGACUCACUACUGUACGUCAUCAAAGCCUGUGUCAGCACCUCUGAUUUUGACAGCAAGAUUGUAGAGAACUGUAUUUGUAUUCUGAGGAAUCUCUCCUAUCGGCUGGAGCUGGAAAUGUCACCCUCCUUGCUGACAGCCAAUCAGGAGCUUGAUGGGUCAGAGUCGCCAAGUAAAAAGGCAUAUUACAGCUGCUGGGGAAGGAAGAGCAGAAAAAAGAAUAGUUUACUCGAAGAACAGUGGGAUGGUGUCGGGUCAAUCCCUGGUUUCUCAAAGUCUCCUAAAGGUGCUGAGAUGUUGUGGCACCCAUCUGUAGUGAAGCCCUAUCUCACACUGUUAGCUGAGAGCUCAAACCCAGCCACACUAGAGGGCUCUGCCGGGUCACUCCAGAAUCUCUCCGCAGGAAACUGGAAGUUUGCAGCAUAUAUUCGCGCAGCGGUCCGUAAGGACAAAGGUUUGCCCAUUCUGGUUGAGUUACUGCGCAUGGAUAAUGACAGAGUGGUUUGUUCCAUUGCCACAGCACUCAGAAACAUGGCCCUGGACGUGAGAAAUAAAGAACUGAUUGGAAAAUAUGCUAUGCGGGACCUGGUAAACCGUUUGCCUGGGGAAAACACCAGACUGCUGUCAGAUGAUACGGUGGCGGCGAUCUGCCGAACUCUGUAUGAGGUCACCAGAAGAAACAUUGAAAAUGCUAAAGCCCUGGCAGACACGGGUGGCAUUGAAAAACUCGUCAAUAUCACCAAGGGCAGAAGAGAAAGAUACUCUAUGAAGGUGGUGAAGGCUGCCACUCAGGUGCUGAACAUGCUGUGGCAGUACAGAGACCUGCGAGCCAUCUAUAAGAAGGACGGCUGGAAUCAGAAUGACUUCCUUACUCCUGUGUCAACUCUGGAGAGACAGCGCUUUAAAUCACAGACAACAGUACCAUCAACCACACUGCAGAUGUCCUCUGUGCACCACACAAUGGGUAGCACAUCAUCAUCUCCUGCCAUGCUGGACAUCAAAGAACACUCUGAUAAUCAGAAGACUCAAACUAUGCAGUGCUAUAAUUACCAAGGAGAAAAGGACAUUGAUAAAAGCAAAUAUAUAGGGUCUGCAAAAGCCUCUCAGUAUUACAUUGGGCCAUAUACUUCCCUAAGCAGAGAGGGGUCAAGACAAGAACAGGUGUAUCAUGCCAAUGAAAUAGGCCACAGAAACUAUGACACUUACCGCACAUACCUGCAUUCACCACAUGCCUAUGAGGGCUCAUGUCUGGAAAAGAUGGUGCACUAUUUUCCCACUGAUUACAGCCAGACACAUGGCUUUAAAACCAGAAGCAAGUAUGUGGAGUUUUACUCUUCUACCAGGAGAUCAUCGCACUACAAUGAACAUUACCAAGGAUCCCCCGAUUCAUGGGUAUAGAGACCCAGCUUACAGGCUAACACAGAAAUGGAUGUUGGAAUACAUUGUUUUUAAAAAGAUGUGAGUAAUGGAUGUAAAGCUGAUGAACGUGAUUUAGAAUGUCUGUCAGAAUGUGUGUUAGGGUUAAUGGAAAUGAAAAUUACUCAUGAACUCUGUAUGUAGAGGGCUGGAGAGAUGUUGUAUAGAUUUGAACUCAGUGUAGAUUUUAGAUGAUUGUUCUUAUUGAAAACUUUAGCAAGUGAGGAAAAAGCUGAGGGAUUCUUACAAACUUGGAGCACUUGACCAUAAACUACAAUUUGUCAAAACAAUAAAUAAAUGAUCAUAAUGAUUAAUAUGAAGGAUUUAAUUCAUACAGAACAUUGUACUGGUACCUGUUGUUGAUAUUGUGAAUGUUAUGGAGUCUUGUACAUAUCUUUCAUUUUAUUUUAGAUUGAGUGGGGUAAAAAACUGCUGCAUGGUCUAUGCUUUACUACACUGGUAAAAAAAAAAAAAAAAAGUUGUGCCAUGUUUUUAUAUAGGUGUUUUUUAUUUGUUUUAUUUUAUUUGUUUUUAUUUGUUUCUUUUUUUAUGGUGUUGUGUUAUUAUGAGUAGACACAAAAUAUGAACUUAAUGUGUAUGGCUGUGUUUACACUUGGCAUUAAUAUGCGACCUGUAUCCAGAUUUUGUUCACAUACACAUUGAAAAGAUCACACAUUGUGAUCUGUCGACACAUUGAAAAGACAGUGUAAUCUGUGUGUUCCGGUCCAGAGGUAGUAGAGGACGCAUUGUGAUCAGAUCUCAGUGUUCUGUAAGUGCAAUCUAGCCAUCAUAUCUGCAUUCACUGCUCGACAUCACACAAAACACUGCCCACCAUAAUUAUGCCCACUGCUCUCUCCAGUAGCUUUGCCAUAACAUGAAAUGCUCAGCAUAUGUUUGCAGACUGUUUUUUAAAGAAAUGCUAGGAUUUCACAUGAAGAGAAAGAACGGCGUAAUUUAUAAAUUUAUCAAAUCAAGGGAACUAAUUAGUAUGUCGUGUGCACGAUUUAGUAAAUCUAGGGAAUAAAUAAGUAUAUCAUGCGCACGAUUUAUAAAUCGAGGGAACGACUUAGUAAAGCGUGCGCACGAUUUAGCCUACUAUUUUUUUUCCUGCAUAUCAUGCAUCCGUAUAUAGUAUGGCUGUGAAUAUAUGCCUGUGUUUCUAGACACAUGCCUGUUUUCCCUUUCCCUUUGGGUUUAAAUAUUCAAUUCACCUUUUUGUAUUGUUUGUAUAGCACGUUUCACAAUACAUAUCAUUUCAAAGCA